This is a messenger RNA of Calidris pugnax (ruff), 486 nucleotides long. RefSeq names its product tetraspanin-18-like. The transcript is spliced from 5 exons. The annotation marks the transcript as partial. The record is from RefSeq and is a predicted model, not a curated record. Gene Ontology annotation, cellular component: membrane. NCBI's taxonomy places the organism in Eukaryota, Metazoa, Chordata, Aves, Charadriiformes, Scolopacidae.
UUCUUCAUCCUGGUGAGCCUUGUCUUCCUCACACAGCUCAUUGGGGCUGUUUUCUUCCUGGUGCACUGGAAACAGAUCCAGCCCGAGGUCUUCCUCUCCGAGCUGCGGAGGAACUACCGCGGGGAUGAGGGCACUGAGGUCUUCUCCACCGCCUGGAACACCCUCAUGGUCACGUUCUCGUGUUGCGGUGUUUUAGGACCCGAAGAUUUUGGGAAUGGCUCCCUCUUCCAGGAGCUGCACCCGGGGACGCCCUGGCCGCGGGCGUGCUGUGCCCGGGCCGGGCUGCUGCAGGCGGGCGAGCUGCGGGGCUGGGAGCAGUGCUGCCAGAGGAGCCCCGGCUUCAUCCACGACCAGGGCUGCUUCUCCACCUUCGGCAGGACCUUGCAGAACUACAUCUCCCUCCCCGGGACCUGCAGCUUGGCCGUGCUGGGCAUCGAGAUCUUUGCCAUGUUCUUUGCCUUUUGCCUUUAUUACAACUUCGACUGA